AUGGCGCUGAAGCAGAUUAUCGGCCUAACCUACCUCGCCGCUCUGAUUGGCAUUUCAUUUUCAAGUCCUGUAGCUCCAGGUUUCACGCAUGACAGUAUCUACCGUUGUCUCGUCUACUGCCUCAAUAUACAGCAGAUCUUCAAGCACACCCGCAAGAUCAAGUUCGCCAUCUACUCGGAGAUCUACAACAAAGAGGCCAAGUGGAAUGGACCAGUUCGGCCGUCAUCCCCAGAUACGGCGUCUCUUUCAAGAAGCUCUAGCUCUCUUAUAUCCACAAAACCCAACGGAUCAACAUCCUUAAUCAUACAGACGGUCACAGAACCCAACGGACCUGUUGUCACUGUUACGCUUCCAGCUAGUGCUUCCAUUACGGGACUAGAGACCCUCACCAUAUCAAGCUCCGCGUUGACCGUAGAGCCUAUUUCAAUAACAUCCAGCGUAUCUUCACCACCAUCUGUAUCAACUUCGAACGUUGAGACAUUCACCGAGCCUAAUGGGUCUUCGGUAGUGCUUACAUUACCGCCUGGCUCGACAUUAUCGGGAUUCCAGACUCUUACGACAGGCGGGGAGACGCUCACUAUUCAGCCUGUACCUACGCCAACUACAAGCGCUACCAUUACAUCGACUAUGACAACGGCGCCUGCUGAGCUAUCUAUUGAGCCAUUCACAGCCACCCCUGUCACAGGCAAUAUGUGGCUCACAACCACAGGCAGCGAUCACUCGACCACAAUUGUACCCAUUAUCUUACCUUGUCCAACAUGUGAACCGCAAAUCAUUUGGAACGUGCCCGAGAUUCCAGACGUCGAGUUCACUUGGCCGAGCUUUCCGCAGCUCCCUAAAUUUCACCUGCCCUGCGUCAAGAUCUUCGGAAUCACUAUUUCUGGCUCAUGCCCUGAUCCUUCGGGGCCUACUCCCGAGAAUGAUGCACCCCCGGAGAGCCCAGAGCCCACGAAUUCACCGACCUCUUCACCCUCUAGUGACUCGCCAAGCUCGACCCGCUUGUCCACGACCAUCUUGUCCAGCUCAUCUAGUUCGUCCACAUCGUCCAGUUCAUCCGGCUCCAGCAGCUCUACAAGUGAGCUCAUCGGCUUGCAGCGCAACACUAAGCGUGCCCGUGGUCCCCUCUCAGUUAAUUGCACCAACUGUGACGUUGAGUUCGAUAUCGGGCUCUGGCAGCUCAAGCACCGUAAGCCAGACAUCAUCCACGGCCGGGAAUACAGGCACCUCGACACCCUCCUCGACACCCUCUCCAACACCGUCUUCAACGCCUUCUUCGAUACCUUCUUCAACACCCUUCUUGACGACAUCAAUCCCUUCGACAACCCCACUCUCUUUACCCCCGCUUCCGACAACAUCAUCUACUCCGCCCAUCACGACUGUCGAGCCUAUUUCUACCGAGUCCGGAAGCUCUUGUGUCUCAACGUCGACAACCACGCUCUGCGAGAUUCCAAGGGAGCCCUGCAUAACGUCUGCCGUCUGCAAUAG
This is a messenger RNA of Talaromyces amestolkiae, 1485 nucleotides long. RefSeq lists its product as uncharacterized. The record is from RefSeq and is a predicted model, not a curated record. The coding region runs from base 1 to 1485 and encodes 494 amino acids. Lineage: Eukaryota; Fungi; Ascomycota; Eurotiomycetes; Eurotiales; Trichocomaceae. The transcript has 4 exons.